Messenger RNA from Erpetoichthys calabaricus (reedfish), 1036 nucleotides. RefSeq lists its product as uncharacterized. The coding region runs from base 248 to 715 and encodes 155 amino acids. The record is from RefSeq and is a predicted model, not a curated record. The transcript is spliced from 5 exons. NCBI's taxonomy places the organism in Eukaryota, Metazoa, Chordata, Cladistia, Polypteriformes, Polypteridae.
GGCAGUGUUCCCCUUUCCUAGACUUCGGAUUCCCUCCCCUUCUCCUGUAGCUAGUCUGGAGUUCUUGGGGAGCACAGCAGGCAGACAGACCAUCUCUUCCUUGUCUGCACAUCUGGAAAGCAGCAGGACACUGACUGGAUGUCACAAUACUACUCUUGCAACAGGCGUGAUGAGACACAUAUGAAAAGGGACUCCACCAGCCAUUUUGGGCUUGAAGUCACCAUAAAGGACAAUUGCAGCGAACGACAUGACAACGGAAGGGGCCUCCUCAUCAAAUGCCACUACAGUAGUGCCCUUGCUCAGCACCACCACCAGUGUGAGAAGGCAGGAUGGUGAAGAGGCUUCCUUGGUGACUGUAGCAGGAAAUGAGACUAGCUUCAAUUCCACCAAACUGCCAGAAGUGUCGGGAGCCAGCUCUGGGGUUGACAUGGUACUCUUGCCCUUUGGCAUCAUAACAAUCAUUGGACUGGUGCUGGCAAUGGUGCUGUACAUCAGGAAGAGAAAAAGGUUAGAGAAGCUGCGGCACCAGCUUAUGCCAAUGUACAACUUUGACCCGGCUGAAGAGCAGGACGAACUGGAGCAGGAGCUGCUGGAUCAUGGCAGAGAGGGUGCCACCGCUGGCACACAAAGCAAGGUUGUGAUGCCCAGCCAGGGGACACUACAAUGGCCUAGCCGCCUGGUAUUCACAGACGUUGCCAAUGUCAUCAACGCAUGAGAAGGCAGCAAGCUGACGGGUACCCAGACCUCUCCUGAUCUGCAAGGUGACAGGACUGGACGCCCAAACAUGGAUCCAAAUCUGGGUCUUUCAUGAAUCCAUCCUGCUGGGUACGAUGGUAACCAGUCCUGCACACUUUGAGAGUAGCUGGAAAAAAAACAACAAAAAACUCCUAUUUAUUUAUUAUUUAUUUGUUUUAUUUAUUUUAGAAAAUACGUUGUGUAAAUUUUCUUUACACUCGGUUCAAGUGGUUGCUUUCUCUACUCUCGUGUAAUCUUAGUAAGCUCCAGACGCGGCUUCAUAAAUUUGACCCCACAAAGC